CUGGCGACCCCAGACGGGAUUCUCCUAGCUCAGACAUCGGACUCCGGAUGGCUGCGGCAAACUAGGAGCGGUGCCACCGGGGUGUUUAGCCCCUCUUCCUCACUUCACCGCGGCCCCUGGGGUUCGUGCUCCGAUAAGUCAGCCCCAGAUAUCAAAAAGCCGUUGCAGCAGCUCGAGGGCGCUGAGGGGAAAUCUCUGGAGGAACUGGUAAGCGUGGCCACCCGUGUGUAUCACACCAGAAAUAAAGUUCAAGAGACCAAACAGGUCCGUUUAACUUUGGGAGGAACCACUUAUUCUUCUCUUUUGGACUCAGGGGCUGCCCUCUCUACUGUUACUGCCAAGCCAAGAAAAGAAAAUCUUACAGAUAAAAGCAUUCCGGUAAUGGGUAUAGGCGAAAAGCCAUUUGAUUGUCCUGUAUUGCAGGAGGCUGCUGUAGAAAUCUCUGGUGUCUCAACCUCCCAUGCCUUUUUGCUAGCUCCGGAUUCCUCAGUUAACCUUCUGGGCAGAGACCUGCUGUGUAAAUUACGUGCUCAGAUUUUCUUUUCAAAUGACAAAAUCAUUCUCCAGUUGCCUCAGAAUCAACUCCCUCAGCUAUGUGCCACGUUAACCCUGGCUGCCAAGGACCCGAUUCUGCCUGUGAGCCCAAUGAACCUGCCUAAGCGACUCAGACGAGAGGUACAAGCCUCCCUGUGGGGCACUUCAAAGGCAGACUUGGGCACUCUCCGGACAGAGCUGGUACGAAUAACCCUGAAGCCAGACAUUAACAUUCCUCGAAUUCGUCAGUAUCUCAUCCCCCGAGAAGCUCUGCUGGGCCUCCAGAAUCUUAUCAACACAUUCCUGGGGUUGGGAGUGUUGGUUCACACUAAGUCCCCUUUCAACACCCCCAUUCUGUCUGUUAAAAAACCUGACCUGGAUCCAAAGAAAAAAACAGUAUAUCGAUUUGUCCAGGACUUGCAUGCAGUGAAUAAAGUCGUCCAGGCUAGACACAAUGUGGUGCCUAAUCCUCACACUAUCCUGACUGCCAUUCCAGCAGGUACACAGCUCAAUUUCAGUCUCUACCUGCUAAUGUUCCUGCCCAUCGGAUCACUCCAAAAGACAGGGUCUAUGUGAAAGAGUGAAAACACAAGCCUCUCCAACCCCAGUGGGUGGGCCCCUUCCAAGUCCUUCUUACUUCCCACACUGCAAUUCGUGUGAAAGAGCAAAACACUUGGAUUCAUCCUACUCAAGUUAAGCUAGCCCCUAGGCCAGGGCCAGAAGCAGACAACGCCAGACCUCGAGGGAGCCCCGCCAGCUCUUCCCACCGCAACCCGGAAGAGCCUGAAGCAAACAAUACCUGGAAGGCUAAGCCUCUCAAGAAGCUAAAACUCCUGUUCCAACAGAAUAAGUCCUGAAACUUUACAGACUAUAAAUUUAUGGGUGGUGGUACAAUGGUUACUUGCUUUCAGUUUGCCCUUUGUACUUGCCAACCCCCACCCAGUGGUUGAGUCCUUACAGCACAUUGGGACACCUGUCUAAUUGCUGGCUGUGCCACCAAACCCGAUCCAAAAAAGGAAUAGGCUUGUGGGCUGCUCCUGCAAAUCUCCCUGAAGUACUCUCUUAGUGCGGUAGUGCGGAAAACUAAAUGGGCAUGGGUAGGGGAAUAUCAGUAUAAUAAAUUCGGGAAGGUGUCUAAAGCUUGGCAUUAUUACUGGGCAGCUAAGGGGGUCUCUCUUUUUAAUAUCCUUGAAAUUGGGUAUCACCUGCCCCUUGGCUUAAAAAAUGCUAAAGAGAUUGGGAAAGAGGUAGGCUACCUUCCCCUUAAGGCCUGUGACCAAACCCUUCGGUUUGAUGUCGGAACCGGAACCUUUUCCCCUUUGAACACUUCUGAGAACGCCCAGAAACCCCCUUGCCUCCUAAACAGGGCUUUCACUGUAAAAUCAACAGGCAUUCUUUAUCAAGGGAAAUGGUUCCCCUCGUUCCUCCCGUUGGGCUCCAUAAAUAACACACAUACGUUUUAUAUGGAUAUUUACUCUGGCAUUGUGUUGCCUCACCCAUCCCGUGAAAAGAUAUCUGGAUGCCCACAGCCCAUGGAAUCGCUUGCAAGUUUUACAGCUAAUUUGUUUGCAGUUAUGUAUUGUGGGGGCAUCCUAAAUGACACCCAUGCCCUGGGACGUUUAAAUAUCUCCCAUUGGAGGUGUCAGGACCGCAUAAUAGGUACCCCCAAGCAGUGGGAUGUAUUAGUGGCCCGGCGCCACCAAGUCGCAGGUAAUACCCUUACCCUCUACUUGAAGACCCCCGGCUUGUAUUUUAUCUGUGGCCAUAGCGCCUACAAAGCUCUCCCUCCUGGUUGGCAGGGUCGGUGUGGUGUGGCCCGGGUGUUGCCUGAUGUUCAAAUCAACAACACGUUAAAUUCCAGAUCCUCAACCUGGGAAGCUAUUCUCACAAGCUUUUCACCCCCUCCAUAAAGACUAGAACCAAACACGCCAAAAAUCCGUUAAUUGUCAAACAGACAGGAUUCCAUUCCUUUGUUUGUGCACUCAUUCCUGGGUUGGGGGUAGCUGAGCUCAAAAAAGCAGUUGUAAAUAUUUCUGCAAAGCUUAAAAAAACAGCUAAUGCAUCAAUAAACGCUUUCCAAAAACUGCAGCAAAAAAUUAAUAAAGUAGCAAAAGUAGCUUUACAAAAUAAACAUGUUAAAUACCAUAAAUGCUAAAAUGAGGGGGCUUGUGCUCACAUCGAAAAAAAUGCUGUUUUUAUGUUAAUCGCUCUGGCUUAAUUGAAAAAAAUUUACAAGCUAUUAAAAAUGCUGCUGUUGUUUUCCAUGCUGUAUCUCUUAAUCACACCUUUAGUUUUAAGGACCUCCUCCCAAACCUUGGGUCCUGGUUUAUAGGGGUCUUCCAAACAAUUAUAAAGUAAAUUAUUUUCCUUCUUUUCGUCCUAUGUAUUGUUUGGGUAAUAAUGCAAUGUGCAAAGUGUGUUUGUAAUACUGUAACUAGGAUCUCUGCUGCCCGUACAAAAAACCAGUAUCUGUCCCUCCAGCUUAAUCGCAAAUUGCGUAACGGGCCUGACAAUUUGGGCUUGUCAGGCCCAAAGGGGGGACUGUGAAAGUUACUGAUAACCCCCUUAACAACUAACGGUUUAGCCAUUAGGGGGUGCCUCACAUACACAGUACCCUGAACUUUUAAACUGUCUUCUCUCUUCUGCCUUAAAGCAGGAAAAUCUGGCUCUAAACCAGUUUUCACUAACCAAAUAACAAAAGUAUGGAGUCUAACAACCACCAAUCAAGUGUUAACACGGCAAGGAUCUUUGCCUGAAAGUGUAUAAAAAGCUUGUGAAAUUUG
This is a messenger RNA of Gopherus flavomarginatus (Mexican gopher tortoise), 3317 nucleotides long. RefSeq lists its product as uncharacterized. The record is from RefSeq and is a predicted model, not a curated record. The transcript has 4 exons. Bases 382 to 1110 code for a protein of 242 amino acids. Lineage: Eukaryota; Metazoa; Chordata; Testudines; Testudinidae.